AUGCGGUACAUUGCAUGGCUUGGCGUCAAGUGCAAGGUGUUCAAUCUUGCAAGUGUGCGGCGUGAGAUGACUGGCGAGAUGCGUGGGAAACUGGAUGGUCAUUUAGGGGCUGGCAGCAACGAUCCGCGAGCUGCAGUGCUAAGAGCCGAGGUUCAAGAGGAGGCGGAACGGCAAAUCGAGGCGUUUUUCGAGGGCGGCGGCCAGGUUGCUAUUUACGAUGCCAGCAACAGUAAUAGCAAGAGCCGCGAGGAGAUACGCCAGCGGUUUAUGUUGCUGCAAGUGCAAAUUAUGUUUAUUGAGUGCAUGUGUGACGACCAGGCCAUGGUGAAUCGCAACAUCCGGUUCAUUUACCAGUUCAGCCCGGACUAUGCGGGGUGGGUUUGGGAAGACGUACAGCGCAAUUUCGAAGCGCGUAUUUUGCAAAACGAGCUGUGCUAUGAACCGAUUGAAAACGCCACGUUUCCCCAUAUUCAGCUGCUUAAUUUUGGGGAGCGCAUUGUGGUAAACAACAAUGCGGGGUAUUUGCAAAACCGUCUUGUGUUUUUUCUCAUGAACGUGCACAAUCGCGAGCGAAAGAUCUAUUUUGCAAGGGCUGGCGAGGCGCUUAUCGAGCACUCCUACAAAGCCGACGCGGAGCUCUCUUCGCUCGGUCUGGACUAUGCAAACGCGCUAGCCACGUUUGUCUCCAAUUUGCACGAGCACACACUCGAUAUGACCGAAGAAAAAGCGCAUAUUUCGCAGCGACACACCGUCUCCUGGCUUCACGGCGUAAAAAAACAAUCUUUAGAGCACGAAGAAAAGGAGGAGAAGCGCGGUUUGGAGGUGUGGUGCUCGACACGCAAGCGCUCUGUUCUCACUGCUGAGCCUUUCCGCAAGCUGGGGUACAAGGUUCUUGAGCACACCCGUCUUGCCGAAAUGAACCCGGGCGUCGUGGACGGCUUGUCACAGGCAGAGAUCCUGCAUCGGUUCCCCGGCUCUGUGGAGCAGCGGGAAAAAGAUCCGUAUAGUUUUCGCUUUCCCCGCGCGGAGAGCUAUCAUGACUUGGCUAUCCGACUCGAGCCGAUCAUCUUUGAAUUGGAGCGCACAAGGGACGAUAUGUUGAUUAUUGGGCAAUCGUCUGUGCUCCGCUGCUUGAUUGCGUAUCUACAAGGAAACAAGCCCUCCCAGAUACCCUUUAUCCAAGUCCGCGAAGGCGAUUUGGUCGAGAUUCAGCCUCAGCCUUUUGGCGUUUCCUCGCGUGUAUUCUCUUUCUGGGAUCCGAAAAAGAAGCGCGUGGAGAGAGAUAUCGAGUUUGCGACGCGCACUGCAUUUGCAAUGGCAAGGGAGGAGAGUAGCGGGAAAGACGUUGAUAUUGAUCAGGUACUCAAAGACGUCAAGGAGUUUGCAUUACGCAGUGGUCCAGCUGCAUAA
Molecule: messenger RNA, 1410 nt
Organism: Malassezia vespertilionis
Lineage: Eukaryota; Fungi; Basidiomycota; Malasseziomycetes; Malasseziales; Malasseziaceae
Exons: 2
Coding region: 1-1410 (469 amino acids)
Biological process (GO): fructose metabolic process; fructose 2,6-bisphosphate metabolic process
Cellular component (GO): cytosol
Molecular function (GO): fructose-2,6-bisphosphate 2-phosphatase activity; 6-phosphofructo-2-kinase activity; ATP binding
Source: RefSeq, a predicted model, not a curated record